Eleginops maclovinus (Patagonian blennie) is the source of this 1046-nucleotide messenger RNA. RefSeq names its product olfactory receptor 10A6-like. Gene Ontology annotation, biological process: G protein-coupled receptor signaling pathway; detection of chemical stimulus involved in sensory perception of smell. Gene Ontology annotation, molecular function: olfactory receptor activity; odorant binding; G protein-coupled receptor activity. Gene Ontology annotation, cellular component: membrane. The coding region runs from base 1 to 927 and encodes 308 amino acids. The record is from RefSeq and is a predicted model, not a curated record. The transcript has a single exon. Lineage: Eukaryota; Metazoa; Chordata; Actinopteri; Perciformes; Eleginopidae.
AUGUCCAACUCAACUUCACUAACUGUGUCCUAUUUCAUUCUUGGAGCUUACUUGCAUGUUGGAUAUUUGAGGUACUUGUACUUCAUGAUAACUGCAUUGUUGUACAUUGUGAUUGUUGUUGCCAACACCGCUCUGAUUGUGGUGAUCUGUGUGAACAGGAGCUUACAUGAACCUAUGUACCUGUUUCUGUGCAGCCUGUUUGUGAAUGAACUGUAUGGUAGUACAGGGUUGUUUCCAUUCCUUCUGCUUCAGAUCCUCUCUGACAUUCACACUGUUUCUGCUCCGCUCUGCUUCCUGCAGAUCUUCUGCUUGUACACUUAUGGAGGAAUAGAGUUUUGUAAUUUAGCCGUCAUGUCUUAUGACCGAUAUCUGGCUAUCUGUUAUCCUCUGCAAUAUAACACACGUAUGACUUCUCACAAGGCUGCUAUCUUCAUCAUUCUGGUUUGGUUGUACUCUUUUGUGAAAUUCUUGAUCACUUUAUCUUUAAACCUCCGUUUGACACUGUGUGGAAACACCAUUAAUGGUUUGAACUGUAACAACUACCUUGUUGUGAAGCUGGCAUGUUCUGAUACUCAGGUGAAUAACAUUUAUGGACUUUUUGGUACUAUUCUCUCAGUCUUAGUCCCUCUGCUUCCAAUCCUUUUCUCCUACAUCAGGAUCCUCAGAGUGUGUUUCUCUGGCUCCAAACAGGCGAGACAGAAAGCUGUCAGUACCUGCACACCUCACCUUGUUUCCCUGCUCAACUUUUCUUUUGGCUGCGGCUUUCUAAUACUUCAGAGUAGGUUUGAUAUGAGCGGUGUUCCCAGUGUGCUGCGUAUUAUUCUGUCACUGUAUUUUCUCCUCAUGCAGCCACUGAUGAAUCCUGUCAUGUACGGACUGCAGAUGUCCAGAAUACGUAACAUCUGUAAACAUGUCCUCUGUUAUUAACUGCUGUCUGGUCGGUCAAACAACUGAAGCCUCAGUGUAUGAUUCUUAAUACCCUGUCUUGAAAUUGAAAACAUGUCCUAAAUGGAAACAUGUGGCUGGUUUCAUAGUGUUGAUUAUAC